AUGCCCAACUACACAAAAUUCCUCAAAGACAUUUUGAGUGGUAGGAGGACUUGUGAUGUGGUGGAGACGGUCAACUUGACCGAGAAUUGUAGUGAAAUUAUACUAAAGAAGAUGCCACCCAAGUUGAAAGAUCCCGAAAACUUCUCUAUCUCUUGUGACAUUAACAAGAUGCAAAUUGAUAAUGUCUUAAGUGACUUAGGAGCUAGUGUUAGCCUAAUGCCAUAUUCUAUUUAUCAAAGACUUGAGUUAGGGGAACUUAUGCCUUCCAAAAUUACCUUGCAAUUGGUCGAUAGGUCAAUUAAGAUUCCUAAGAGGAAGGUAGAGGAUGUUCCUUUGAGAGUAGGGAAACCAUUUCUUGCUAUUUCGAGUGCCAUGAUUGAUGUAAAGAGUGCAAAAAUUUCACUCAAGGUAGGAGAAGAGGUCAUUGAAUUCGACUUGAAUGAAAGCAUGAAGUAUCCAUUGUCUUCCAUGCAUGAGAACUUGCUCACUUCUAAUGAUCCUCUUGAGAAUGUCUUGUUGAAUAAGGAUAAGAUAGGUUCUCCUAUCAAGGAAAUGGCAAUGUAUGAGGAUUUGCUAAAUGGAAGCAUCUAG
This is a messenger RNA of Chenopodium quinoa (quinoa), 591 nucleotides long. RefSeq lists its product as uncharacterized. Lineage: Eukaryota; Viridiplantae; Streptophyta; Magnoliopsida; Caryophyllales; Amaranthaceae. The record is from RefSeq and is a predicted model, not a curated record. The transcript is spliced from 3 exons. Bases 1 to 591 code for a protein of 196 amino acids.